CCCGCCAUCAAGACAGGAGGAAGGACUUUCCGACAGAGCCCAGUGAAUCACCUGCUACCUGCUUCUAAGGAGAUGCUGAUUCUAACCAGAGAGCUCUGAAUCUUCCAGCGGAGUUUGGAGGCAGACAUUCGGACUUCAGAAGGUGGGGAAUCGGUUGCUCUCCAAAGCCUGGAAGAUGCAUUUUUGGGAUAAAAGGUUCCUGUGUCAAAUUCCAAACCUGCUGGCACUGGGGACCCUCAUGUUGCUUGCCACAGCCAUGCUGAAGUACAACCGUUGGGAGUGUAACCCCAGCUACCUGAAGAGGGACACCACAGACCCCAGAGGUCGGUUCUGCAAGGACAGGCUGUACCAGUCAGUGAGGCUCUCCCCCAAGGAGAACAUCAGCUGCUCUGGGAUCAGCCGAGGGGACAUAAAGGCGAUCCAGGGAGCUCUGUUGAGCAAGCUGCAAUGGAAGAACAAGCGGGUGUCCUUAGAUGAGAAGUACUACUUGAACCUAACCAAGGAUUGUGAGACCUUCAAAGAAAGGAGAAAAUUCAUUGGGUUCCCCCUGAGUGAAGAGGAAGAAAACUUCCCUAUUGCUUAUUCCAUGGUUAUCCAUGAGAAGAUUGAGGUAUUUGAAAGGUUACUGAGAUCCAUCUUUGCUCCUCAAAACGUAUACUGUGUCCACGUGGACAGCAAAUCUCCUGAACCUUUCCAAAAGGCCGUCCGGGCAAUUGCCUCCUGCUUUGACAAUGUUUUUCUGGCAUCUAAGCAGGAGCGUGUGGUGUACGCCUCUUGGUCAAGGGUCCAAGCCGACUUGAACUGCAUGGAAGACCUGCUUCAAAGCAAGGUGCGUUGGAGGUACCUCCUGAAUACCUGUGGGACUGACUUCCCUAUCAAGACCAAUGCAGAGAUUGUCCAAGCCCUAAAACUGCUGAAUGGGAAAAACAACAUGGAGUCCGAGAAGCCUUCUUCGUACAAAAAGAACCGCUGGAAAUAUCACUUCGAAGUGACUGAUUCCGUCAUUCAGACCCAGACCAUAAAGAGCCCCCCUCCCCAAAGCUCUCCCAUGUUCACUGGAAGUGCUUAUAUUGUGGUCACCAGGGAGUUUGUCCAGCACAUCUUUAAAGACCCGACUGCAAGACAGUUGAUAGAAUGGUCCAAAGAUACGUACAGUCCGGAUGAGCAUCUUUGGGCCACCUUGCAUCGCAUGCUAGGGGCUCCUGGCUCGGUCCCUUUUAAUGACAAGUAUGACCUCACUGACAUGAACUCCAUUGCGAGGCUGGUGAAGUGGUCCUACGUUGGCGGGGACCUCAGCAAGGGAGCCCCUUACUCAUCCUGUUCUGGAAUUUACCAGCGGGCCAUCUGUAUCUAUGGAUUUGGGGACCUCCACUGGCUACUCGCACAGCACCACCUGCUUGCCAACAAGUUCGACCCCAGCAUUGAUGAUUACGCAAUCCAGUGUUUGGAAGAGUAUCUGCGCUACAAGGCGAUCUACCGAGAGGCCCUCUGAGUGAGGGCCCCCGAGAUUCCUCAAAAGGGGGCUCUGAGGGGUGCUCCCACACGAGGACAGACAUGCCCACCCCACGUGGUGGGUCCAUCGGACGUCCCGGGAGACCUUAGGUGUUCUGAAGCACCUUCCAGUCCUGGGCCCCAAGCUCUGGGACGUUGCAAACGAUAAUCUGCGGAGAUUACUUUUUCCCUGGGGUAGAGGGUGGAAAGCGACUUACGCAACCCAGCUUAUUCAGUUUCAGCAGAACGUACACUGUGAGCUAGAUUUAUGAGUCAUUCUCCUGCCUUGCACUGCUUCCUUGCUGUGGGAAAAAUGUGUGUCCUAUGAACAGGUGACUGUAUUUAUCUGGACUCCCUCCUCAUUUAAAAAAAAAAAAAAA
Molecule: messenger RNA, 1871 nt
Organism: Python bivittatus (Burmese python)
Lineage: Eukaryota; Metazoa; Chordata; Lepidosauria; Squamata; Pythonidae
Gene: GCNT3
Product: glucosaminyl (N-acetyl) transferase 3, mucin type
Cellular component (GO): membrane
Molecular function (GO): acetylglucosaminyltransferase activity
Source: RefSeq, a predicted model, not a curated record